CAUUGUUAUUGCUGGUUACAACUUGCAGAGCCAGCAGGGUGAGCGCUGCCUCCUGCCUCUUUGUAGCUUCCUCAUUCCUAAAGCCGAAGAACUCUCUGUGAUAGGCAGGCAGCUCCUUGAUCACAGGCUCAGGGGGCUGGAGGGGACGUGUGGCUUGUGAUCUGGAUUCUGGACUAGCUAACUCUUGUGGUGCUGGCGACUUGUUAGAGUUUGAGACAACUAGUGCCCGUGGUGCAGUGAUCUUUAGGACUUGUGAGAACUUUGUGAUCAGUACACAAUGUCACAGUUUCCUUCCCUGUGGCUGGUACUGACAAUGCUGCCUUCCUUACUCUCUGAGCCUAUUCCAAGGAUCACCUUCUCAUACGGUGACCCCCGCAGAGCUAUCAGCACCUUUAGACUGGACAAUGUUAUGAAUUAUGAUCAGUUGCUCCCCAGCCAUGAUGGGAAGUAUCUUUACGUGGGUGCCAGAGACUACAUUUUAUCUUUCCACACUGACCAAAUGGGGAUAUUACAGCCCGGGAAUCAGAUACCCUGGCCUCCCAGUGAAAACCAGAUUGGCAGCUGUAUAAUGAAGGCAAAAAGCAAAGAGACCGAGUGUUUUAACUUCAUCCGUGUUCUGGUUCAGAUGAAUAGCUCCCAUUUAUAUACUUGUGGAACCAACGCAUUCAGCCCUAUAUGCACUACUGUUGAUCUGGAUACUUUUUCUAUGCCUAAAAAAGCAGAUGGAGAAGUGUUGGUCACUGAUGGGAAGGGACAGUCACCCUUUGACCCAAAGCACAAACACACUGCUGUUUUAGUAGAUGGGGAGCUGUACACUGGGACUAUGUAUAACUUCCAAGGAAAUGAACCCAUUAUUGUGCGCAAUUUGGGCAGCCGACCCGGUCUGAAGACGGACGCAUCCCUGGGCUGGCUGCAUUCGGAUGCUUCAUUCGUGGGUUCUUACGACACUCAGGGUCCCCCUGCGGAUAGAAAGGUCUAUUUCUUCUUUGAGGAAACUGCAAGAGAGUCUGACUUCUUUGAGAAAUUGAAAGUGUCUCGGGUUGCCCGUGUCUGCAAGAAUGAUAUUGGAGGAGAGAAGGUCCUGCAGAAGAAAUGGACCACAUUCCUGAAAGCCCAGCUCCUCUGCUCCAACCCUGAUUAUUUCCCAUUCAAUGUCAUGCACCACGUGGCUUUGCUGCACCCAGAAGACCCGACACACAGCAUGUUCUAUGGCGUGUUCAGCUCCCAGUGGCAGGGGAGGGGCUUUAGCAGCUCUGCAGUCUGUGCCUAUAAGCUAACAGAUAUUGAAAAGGUCUUCAAUGGGAACUACAAGGAGCAGAACAAAGAGAGUUCUCGAUGGACCACUUACACAGGCACCGUGUCCAGUCCACGCCCUGGGAGUUGCUCAGUGGGUUCAUCCUCAGAUAAGGAUCUGACCUUCAUGAAGGAUCAUUUCCUGAUGGACCAGAAAGUCACUUCGGUUGGUGGUCAUCCAUUGCUGAUUAAAGAGAACGUCCAGUAUACUAGGAUAGCUAUUGCUACAACUCAAGCUGUCUCAAGACUUAACUACACCGUGAUGUUCCUUGGAACAGACAGAGGGGCUAUUCACAAGGCUGUGAUUGUGAAUAACAGCAGCAAAUCCCAUAUCAUAGAGGAACUGGUGCUCACACCCAAUUCAGAGCCCAUACAAAGUUUGCUCCUAGCACCAAACAAGGAAAUUCUCUAUGUUGGAAGUUCUACUGGAAUCCAUCAGUUCCCCCUUGCCAACUGCAGCACAUACAGCAACUGUUUUGACUGCAUUUUGGCCAGAGAUCCUUAUUGUGCCUGGGAUGUGAAGAACCAACAGUGCCAAAGGGUUCACUUAGAGAACAAUGACAGCCAUGACCAUUGGCUGCAGGACAUUGAAACAGGAAACCUGAAUACCACCUGCCUAAAAAGAAAGCUGUCAGGCAGAACAGGAGGACCAACACAGGACUUAGAUACUGUGUCAGUGAAAGCCAUUAACUACACCGUCCCAUACAACAGAAUUCUGAAGCUUCACUGCCCCCAACUGUCAGCUUUGGCAAACUACAGCUGGAGUUACCCCAACAUGAUAGCUUCAGAGAAGCAUCUUGUUAUCUCCAAGGAUACCCUGGUGUUGGUUGUUAGAGGUGUCACAUUAGGACUGUAUGAAUGCUUUGCUGUUGAAAAUGGCUUUAGGUACAAGGUGGCUCGAUAUUGGGUAAAGGAUCCAAGUGGUGUAGAUGUCAGCCAUACAGAUUACACAAACAAUGGGGAUGAGAGCAACAAGGCACUUGAUGGAGAAAAUGGACAGAUGUUUCCCUUCAGCAACACAGAAAAUUACUAUGCCCAGUUUGUUGUGGUAACUGUGCUGUUGUCCUUGACUCUAUGUGGCAUCUUGGUGCUGGCUCUGUACACCUGGCGUGACAAAAUAAAGGCAAAGAGCAAAAUACAGGGAUGCAGCACCCCAGAAAAUGAAAAACUGGCCAACAAAGAAAGAACCCCGCUUAAUGGGACCUAUGCAAAUAUUGGAAACCUCACUGGGCAAUGUUGUGGUAAUAUUUCUAAACCUGAAGAUAAAAGGGACUUAGAUAACAACAGCAUGAACCUUAUGACCCCUAAUGGAGGGGCAUCUGCAGACCCUGGCCAGGAAAAUGUCUGAGUUCAUUGUUUUUGACUGUUGAAUCUUUCUACUUGUUUGAUUGUUAACUACUGAGGGCUAUUAUAUUACUUCUUCGGUCACUGGCUUGCAUAAGAAAGGCUUAAUGUAAUACAUUCCACAAAAAGAGCGCUUCUGGGAUCAGUAAUAUGGAGAAGAAUAAAAUGGACAUUGUAAGUCUUUCAAAGGAGAGCUACUUCCAUUAACAGUGACCUACAAAUGGCACACAGACUAAAGUGAGAGCAGAUACUGAAGAGUAUUUACUCUUUUUUUGUUUUGUUUUUUAUUUUGUUUUGCUAAUUCCUUUUAUAAUGUGAAAACGGAUGCAAACAAGCUCUGCCUACGUACAUUUCAUAUUUGGGUUUGCACCUUAUUUAAGAUGUUAGAGCCCAAGACUGCAACAACAGAAAGUGGAACAAGAGUCACUGUCUAUACAGCAUGCUGGUUGGGCUGGAUUUCUCAAAAAGCCAAGAGUGCCUAGACUGCAGGAAAUGAAGCAAAAACAGUGAAACGUCUCCUCACCUGCACAGUUUGCCACCCCUGUCACACCGACCCUCCUUCUAUCUGUCUCUUAUAACUCUUUCCAUCUCCCUCUCCUGUUCCCUACUGUCUCUGGUUCUCUAUGAUUCCUACUUCUCUCCACUCAACAUUCUUUUUUUUUUAUCUCUCCCCUUCCCAUUGUUUUCUUCACUUUUUCUCAAUCUCUCUUCUUUGUGUCCCACCUCAAGUUCCUGUCUCAAUAUCUUUGCUCUGCUUUCUUUCUCCCUUGCCAUUCCACCCUUCUUUUUUAUUCUCUCAUCUCUUUCCAUACUUCUGCUACCGUUUGCACAUGUAUAUAAUCUUUACUCUCCUCUUCCUUAGUUUGAGGUAAAACGCAUAAGUUACAUGUGUUGAUGCUGGUGUCCUGGUUUCAAUUUCUGUGGAGAAACUGGACCUGAGAUCAUUUCACUGGUGGAACCUACAUAAUCUAGGGCACAAAAGCUUGUACAAGGGUUUCAAAGCCACUUACUGCAAAUAAAAAUCAAUACAACUAUUUUUAUGGAAAAGCUGAACAGAUUCUACAACAACACCAUUGAAUUGUUUGGUGAUGAGGGAAAACCACUUAAAUGGCAGAGAUUAUGUAUUUCCGUGUCUUUCAAUGUCUCUUAGGAAAUCCUGGAGCUUUAAUGAUUGCACUGCCAGGAAAGGACCAUUUGCUGUCACUGCCACUCUGACAUUGUAAGCCGUAUAUACAUUCUUAUGAUAUGGAUAAAGAAACCAGUUUCAUCUUUAGGGUCUACAUUAUGUAGCUUAGAGAAACCCAGCUCCAACAGUGUGCCAAUGUCUAACAAAUAAGACUUGGGAAGAAAAUAGCAAAUCAGCAGUCAUAGGUGCAAACAAAAAGAUGACCAAUUAGUGCAACAUUGUGUGGCUGACUACAGGUGUGUAUGUACAGAAGUAUUGAGUAUGACUAUACAGCUGCCAUUAGUUGUUACAUGUGUAUAUGUGUGAGUGUAAUUGGGUGUCUUCUUUAUACAAACAGAAUAUAUACAUUUAUACAGUAUAUGUGUACUUGUGUAUGCACAUGCUACUUCUGCUCACCAGGGCGUUAUUUAGUAGGGUUUGAUCUGUUGAUUGUGUUUUUCAUUGAUCACCGUUGGCGGGUAUGCUAAUGUGCAUGUUUAUUGUGCUUUUUUCUUGUACAUCUCUUCCUCUGCGCAAACCAUAUCAGUAUUAUAUGUACAUUGUUGUGAUAAACCUUCUUUAUUUUUAUUUUAAUUUAUAAAAGGAUUAAAAAUUGAUUUUUCAAAGAA
Bombina bombina (fire-bellied toad) is the source of this 4431-nucleotide messenger RNA. It is a transcript of the gene SEMA4A, whose product is annotated as semaphorin 4A. Gene Ontology annotation, molecular function: semaphorin receptor binding; chemorepellent activity. The transcript has 15 exons. Bases 278 to 2641 code for a protein of 787 amino acids. Gene Ontology annotation, biological process: neural crest cell migration; negative regulation of axon extension involved in axon guidance; axon guidance. The record is from RefSeq and is a predicted model, not a curated record. NCBI's taxonomy places the organism in Eukaryota, Metazoa, Chordata, Amphibia, Anura, Bombinatoridae.